UCUGGAUAUAUUUAAUUCAUUUCAAAUCGGCCACGUUGAGUCGCACAAGGUAAAAAAAUGAGUGCACUCUUUCUUCUAUCGGCACCGGUUUUUCCCCUUUCGAGACGCAUUCUCAGCAGCAAAAUCUCGAACCCGCUGCAAAAUCCAACACAUUUCUCCUCCGCUCGCGCUACUUAUUUUCGUAGAACGAUUCCAGCUUUCUUGGUAAAAAUGGCCUCCGGGUCGGCCUCAUCCCAACUCACUCACACCAUCGACGAUCUCCCGGAUCAACUUGGCCAACCCGUCACCGUCGUGGCCGCUUGUGGCAUCUCAGAUUCUGAUUUCAGGAAUGCUAUAGAAAGUACACUGUUCAAACAAUGGCUGAAAAAUAUUCAAACUAGAACAGGGUUGCUGUCUAGUGGGGAUAUGUCUGUUACAAAAGUUAUCAUUCAGAAUGUUGAUAUGUUUGGCAAUCGUGUUGGAUUUCUGAAGUUCGAAGCUGAUGUAAUUGAUAAACAAACAGGGAACAAGGUUCCUGGCAUUGUUUUUGCACGAGGUCCAGCUGUUGCAGUGCUAAUUCUCUUGGAAUCAGAUGGAGAGACCUAUGCAGUGCUGACAGAGCAGGUUAGGGUCCCUGUUGGGAAGCUUAUAUUGGAGUUACCGGCUGGAAUGUUGGAUGAUGACAAAGGUGAUGUAGUUGGAACAGCUGUUCGUGAGGUUGAGGAGGAGACUGGAUUGCACUUGAAUCUGGAUGACCUUGUUGAUCUCACUGCCUUUCUAGAUCCUUCUACUGGGAAUAGAGUGUUUCCUUCUCCGGGCGGAUGUGAUGAAGAAAUCGGCCUGUUUUUGUACAGAGGCAGUGUGGAUAAAGAGAUUAUUAAACAGCUGCAAGGUAAAGAAACUGGUCUACGGGAUCAUGGUGAGUUGAUCCGUGUGCACGUCGUCCCCUACAAGAACCUGUGGCGGAUGACCUCUGAUGCUAAAGUCCUCAUGGCUAUUGCUCUCUAUGAGAUGGCCAUGAGAGAUGGAUUUCUCCGAACAGCUUGAGCGUUAUCUGUAUCUAUUGCUGUUUAUUUUUCUUUUUUAUUUUUUUUUAUUUAUUUUACUAGAAAACGAUUCUAGCAGCAGGGGAGUAUAAACCAGCCAUUUGAAUUGCAAUACUUCUUUUUGGGUUUAUUUCAAUUCCAGAAAUGUGCAAUAAUUCAAAAUCCAAAAAGCGGUAACUAUUAUGGCAUAAUUGAUAUGAUGGAAUGACAUGUGAGAAUGAGCAUUCUUUUUCUCAUUCUUAAUCUCAUAA
Molecule: messenger RNA, 1276 nt
Organism: Striga asiatica
Lineage: Eukaryota; Viridiplantae; Streptophyta; Magnoliopsida; Lamiales; Orobanchaceae
Source: the annotation of a GenBank genome assembly